Messenger RNA from Scomber scombrus (Atlantic mackerel), 495 nucleotides. It is a transcript of the gene golga7bb, whose product is annotated as golgin A7 family, member Bb. The transcript has 5 exons. The record is from RefSeq and is a predicted model, not a curated record. Gene Ontology annotation, cellular component: palmitoyltransferase complex. Bases 16 to 495 code for a protein of 159 amino acids. Gene Ontology annotation, biological process: protein targeting to membrane; peptidyl-L-cysteine S-palmitoylation. NCBI's taxonomy places the organism in Eukaryota, Metazoa, Chordata, Actinopteri, Scombriformes, Scombridae.
CCCUCUGACUGCAAUAUGGCGACAGAGUUCCAUAACCUCCAGGAGCUGAGGCACAGUGCAUCUCUGGUCACAAAGGUGUUUAUACAGAGAGACUACAGCGAAGGAACAGUCUGCCGCUUCCAGAGCAAGUACCCCUCAGAGCUUGACAUCAGGAUUGAGCGGACCUUGCUUGAGGAGACAGUGAAGACUCUGAACACUUAUUAUGUGGAGGCCGAAAAAAUCGGAGGUCAGUCUUACCUGGAAGGAUGUCUGGCUUGUGCAACGGCUUACAUCAUCUUCCUCUGCAUGGAGACACGCUAUGAGAAGGUCCUGAAGAAGAUAUCAGGCUACAUCCAGGAGCAGAAUGAGAAGAUCUAUGCUCCUAGAGGUCUGCUACUCACAGACCCCAUAGAGAGAGGAAUGAGAGUUCUGGAGAUCAGUGUGUUUGAGGACCGGGGCUCUGGCAGCUCCAGUCCCAGCAGCAGCAUGUCAUCAGCAGGAAGCAGUGCUCGGUGA